Phymastichus coffea is the source of this 1491-nucleotide messenger RNA. Its product is annotated as ankyrin-1-like. NCBI's taxonomy places the organism in Eukaryota, Metazoa, Arthropoda, Insecta, Hymenoptera, Eulophidae. The transcript has 2 exons. Bases 1 to 1491 code for a protein of 496 amino acids. The record is from RefSeq and is a predicted model, not a curated record. Gene Ontology annotation, molecular function: protein binding.
AUGGCCUUAAAAAGUGAAGAUAAAGCUUACUUAAAGAAGAAAUUAAAAGGGGUUAUCUUUGGCAGUGUAAUUGAUGAUACAGGAUCGACUCUUCUUCACGAAGCUGCUUAUUCUGGCAGUCCAGUUGCAGUUGACUACUUAAUAAAUUCUGGAUGUCAAAUAGACGCCCAAAAGGACGAUGGCUCAACUCCAUUAAUGUUGGCUGUGGCGAGAACUCAAGUUAAAAACGUAGAAUUGUUGCUCGACGCUAACGCCGACAUUCAUAAAAUUCAUGACAGUACCGGCCAAAAUGCAUUGCAAAUGGCUUUAAAAUCUUAUAAUAGUUCCGAAACAUUAAGGAUCAUGAAGAUGUUUCUUGUUAAAACAAAAAAAAUUUGUCUCUCUAAUGAAGAGCUAGCAGAUAUUUUAUUGAGCUCUAACUGUGUUUUAGAUCGAAUUAUGUAUUUAGGUAAUUCAAAUUUAACGAAAGUAAUACUCGAUCGUGGUUUUAAUGUUAAUGUGAAAAAUUCCGAGACUGGUAACACUGCCUUGCACAUAGCUGCAAAAUUAAAUGAUGUGAAAAACGUUUCGAUGCUAUUGCAGUAUAAAGCUGAUGUGAAUGCAGUGAACGCCGUUGACCAAGUACCGUUCACGUAUCACAUUAUUCACAGGAAGGUACAAAAUUUAGUAAUCAUGUAUAAUAUAAUUCCCGAAGACAUAAACUGGACGAGUCCAGACAAAGAAGACCCCCGGAGACUUAAACUCUACCCAAUAUUCGCUAAUGGUACCGAAGAAACGAUAAAUCUGUUUAUUAAAAAGUUUAAGGUUAAUUUCAAGGUACGAGACCACUGUGGUAGAACAGCUUUACACUACUUGUCUUUUAACAACAACAGAAAAGCUCUGAAACCGUUGCGGUACAUAAAUUUUGAUAUAAACGCUAGUGAUAUUAACGGGGAAACUGCAUUGCACGUCGCGGCAAGGCAAGAGGCAUCGUACGUUUUGGAAUUUUUGCUAGACAAGAAGGCAGAUGUCAAUGCAUUAGAUAACAAUGGCUAUUCACCUUUAUUUCACGCAAUUCAUAAAAAAGGAAAGACAUCGCGUCGUGUAUGGUGCGUCAAUCUUCUCAUGCAGCAUCAUGCCGAUGCGCAAAUCAUAUCUGAAAGUAAUGAAACGGUCAUUCAAAUGUGUAUUGAAUUGAAAAAUUAUAAUUUGGCCGAACCUAUUUUAGCACAUCUUGCAAUAUUAGAUGAAUUCGGUACACCCAUCAAUGAAAUCAUUCAACAACAGAUCGACUCAGUAAAGAGACUUAGAGACUUUUAUAAAUCGUGUACGCGACAAUUAGCAAGAAUGAAAGAGGAUGUGAUUUUUGAAAACAAGACAUUAUUCGAUUUUUUAGCUGAAAGACAAGAAGAAAAAAUCUUUCAAUAUGUACGUAGACCAGAAGUUGUUGAAAAAUUUAGACGCAACACGUUUAAUUCAAGUUCAUACUAUUUUAUUAAAGCUUCCAAAUGA